Molecule: messenger RNA, 645 nt
Organism: Anoplophora glabripennis (Asian longhorned beetle)
Lineage: Eukaryota; Metazoa; Arthropoda; Insecta; Coleoptera; Cerambycidae
Exons: 3
Source: RefSeq, a predicted model, not a curated record
GUUUUGUGCAUCUACCCGAAAUUGAUCCACCCCUGGCCUGUAGCCGGCAUAGCCCUCUGGCUGGGUCUGGUGCAGGAUCUGCUCAUUCCCAUAGGGCUGGGCAUAGUCGACUCUAGAUUCUGCAAGUGGGUCACCAAUGUGUACAAGUGCGCUGGAAAGAACGUAGAAGAAAAGCUGCCACAAGUCGGCCUUGACGGGAAAUUUCGACCCUUCGGAUCCACCAGCCAACCUCAGAGUCUAGAGAUCUGCGGACCCGAUCGCAAUGUCAGGUCUUUUCAAGCCGUAGAACACCGCUUUCCCAUCACGAACGGUUCCCUGUACACCAGCAUAGAUGGCAGACUGCCCGUGAUUCACAACUACAGGAGAAACAAAGACCAAAGAGGAGGUGUGAAACAGCAAGAAAAACAGUCCUCUAACGUAGCCCUGCACUCGUCACACAUCAACCGUCAGGACAACCCUCCGAAAUACCCCUCCUGCAGCAACUGCGAGGCCGACCUCUGUCCCAGUCACUCCAACCUGCACCACCUGAGCCCCCAGUACAUCAACAAGCAGCUGAAUUUGCUCCAGCACAACAAGAACCUCAUAAUCACCAAGAACGUGCUGCCGGUGAGGGUCAGUCAGAGCCAGGAGUCCCUCACUUANUAA